Messenger RNA from Nematostella vectensis (starlet sea anemone), 1452 nucleotides. Its product is annotated as adhesive plaque matrix protein. Lineage: Eukaryota; Metazoa; Cnidaria; Anthozoa; Actiniaria; Edwardsiidae. The transcript is spliced from 3 exons. The record is from RefSeq and is a predicted model, not a curated record. Bases 201 to 1157 code for a protein of 318 amino acids.
UGGACGGCGGUUUGAUCACACGAACUUGCGACCCAUGGCAGAGGUAUCUUUUCCUCCCGAACUCCAGCCCAGCGAAAUACAGAGAAAAGAGGCCUCUGCUAGCAGGGAAAUCCCUUCACUUCCGUCACAUAAAAAAGGCUGAGCUGGGAUCGUGCAAACUUGUCCAUCAUUGUUAGAAGGGUAAAGUACUCCCUACGACUAUGUUCAACAAGCUAGCCAUCUUGAUUCUGGGCGUUCUCGCUACUAAUCUUGUUCCAGAGGUUAAGGGUCGUCCGAAAUGGCACAGAGAUAUUACGGACGACGCUAACGAGGGUAGCGGCCCUAUGAACCCAACAGGACCUCCAUCAUUCCCCACACUUGAAAAAGAUCACGAGGACCCACCAACAAAACUAAUGUAUGACACAAAUGACCAGGGCCCAACACGACCUCCAUCAUUCCCAAUAGAUCACGAGGACCCACCAACAAAACUAAUGUAUGACACAAAUGACCAGGGCCCAACAGGACCUCCAUCAUUCCCCACACUUGAAAAAGAUCACGAGGACCCACCAACAAAACUAAUGUAUGACGCAAAUGACCAGGGCCCAACAAUACCUCCAUCGUUCCCAAUAGAUCACGAGGACCCACCAACAAAACUAAUUUAUGACACAAAUGACCAGGGCCUAACAGGACCUCCAUCAUUCCCAAAAGAUCACGAGGACACACCAACAAAACUAAUGUAUGACACAAAUGACCAGGGCCCAACAGGACCUCCAUCAUUCCCCACACUUGAAAAAGAUCACGAGGACCCACCAACAAAACUAAUGUAUGACACAAAUGACCAGGGCCCAACACGACCUCCAUCAUUCCCAAUAGAUCACGAGGACCCACCAACAAAACUAAUUUAUGACACAAAUGACCAGGGCCUAACAGGACCUCCAUCAUUCCCAAAAGAUCACGAGGACACACCAACAAAACUAAUGUAUGACACAAAUGACCAGGGCCCAACAGGACCUCCAUCAUUCCCCACACUUGAAAAAGAUCACGAGGACCCACCAACAAAACUAAUGUAUGACACAAAUAACCAGGGCCCAACACGACCUCCAUCAUUCUCAAAAGAUCACGAGGACCCACCAGUAGAACCAGAGCUUGGCGCCGAUGACCAAAAAGCCCACCACUAACAAAAUUAAUGUAUGACGCAAAUUUUUCAAGGCCCACACAGCCCCAAUAUUCCUCGCGACGAAGGCUCUCCAAUAGAGUGAAGAAUACAAACUAGAACAGAGGUCGGUGCAGAUGAUGCAGGACAGUUACAAUGCCCUUCUACUUCUGCAGUUUAGCUAUUAGUGAUCCCCUUCAGAAAACUAAAUGGUAAAUGGUUCCCAUUCUUAGAGCAGCAGCUAUGUGCAUAGAUGUUUAACGCACGAUCAUUGUAAUGUAUCAUUGAAAUAAAGUAAAUCGAAUCUAGUGAGCCUUUCA